Protopolystoma xenopodis is the source of this 348-nucleotide messenger RNA. The record is from the annotation of a GenBank genome assembly. Lineage: Eukaryota; Metazoa; Platyhelminthes; Monogenea; Polystomatidea; Polystomatidae.
GUCGGUCCUACUGCUUCGCUUGGUGGAAAGACGUUGGAGGAUGGAGAAUUCGUCUGGGACAGCCAGACCAGAGGCCUCAUACUUGGCGUCUUCUUUUGGGGGUAUUUGGUAAGCCAAAUACCUUCUAGUUUACUGGCUGCGCGCAUUGGUGUCAAACGCUUAGUCCACGUUUCGAUGGGACUGCUGGCAGUUUCGACCCUUUUGGUACCGUUUGCCGCCAGGACCAGUGUAAUUCUGCUUUGUGCCUUGCGAGUAGUUUCAGUCGGUCAAGUUCUUUUCCUUCUCUUGUUCCGCUCCGCCGUGGCCCGCGGUGUUCACAAUGUUCUAUUUGGCGCUAUCUUUCGGUGA